Molecule: messenger RNA, 1467 nt
Organism: Zasmidium cellare ATCC 36951
Lineage: Eukaryota; Fungi; Ascomycota; Dothideomycetes; Mycosphaerellales; Mycosphaerellaceae
Exons: 4
Coding region: 1-1467 (488 amino acids)
Molecular function (GO): N,N-dimethylaniline monooxygenase activity; NADP binding; flavin adenine dinucleotide binding
Source: RefSeq, a predicted model, not a curated record
AUGUCGUCUGACCACAAGGGAUUGAACUACGAUGUGGUCAUAAUCGGUGCUGGCAUAAACUUUGCCUAUCGCUUGCAAGAAAAAAACCCAGGUCUCACCUACACCAUUCUCGAGAGUCGACACGAAGUCGGCGGGACGUGGAGUCUAUUCAAAUAUCCCGGAAUCCGCUCCGACACCGACCUCUACACCUUCGGUUUCUCCUGGAGGAUCUGGGAGAUGAGCACACGUAUCGCUCAAGGGCAUUUGAUUCGGGACUAUUUAAACGAGUCUGCCCAUGAGAAUGGCAUUGAUAAGAAGAUUCAAUGUAAUCGCCAUGUCAAUGCCGCUAGCUGGUCGUCUGCACAGCAUGAAUGGGCGUUGGAUGUGACCGGCGGUGAAAAAGAGCGGAUGGUGUAUCGCUGUCGUUUCCUCAUGCUAUGCACCAGCUACUACGACUAUAAGCAACCUUUGAACGCCACGAUACCAGGCAUUGAGCAGUUUCAGAAAGCGGUAGUUCAUCCCCAGUUCUGGCCUGAGGGGUUGGAUUACUCGGAUAAACAUGUUGUCAUUGUCGGGAGUGGAGCUACGGCAAUCACGUUACUGCCGGCUCUGACUGACAAGGCUUCGCAUGUGACGAUGCUGCAGAGGUCGCCUAGCUAUUUGGUUGCGAUUCCUCAACAGGGCAGUAUCAAUCGGUUGAUUCGAAAGUGGUGCAGUGUUUGGGUACAAGAUCGACUGAUUUGGCUGCAUCAUAUGCUGACCGCAUCUUUCUUUGCUAUGAUCGUCUACAACUUCCCCUUCCUGGUUCGAAAAUCUUUCCGCGACAAGACCAUCGCCCAGCUCCCACUUACCGUCCCAUACGACCCGCACUUCACGCCCAACUACGACAUCGGGAAACAAAGAGUCUGCCUCUCCCCGGACGGCGACUUCUUCAAAGCCCUCCGAAGCGGCAAAGCUAGCAUCGAGACCGGCGUUAUUGAGAGUAUCACUCACGACUCAAUCAAGCUAGAAUCGGGGAAAGAACUGCACCCCGACCUCAUCGUCACAGCCACGGGCCUCAAACUCCAAUUCGCAGGCGGGAUGCGCAUAACCGUCGACGGCGAACCCUACAACCCGCCUGAGAAAUACACCUGGAAAGGUGCUAUGCUCCAAGACUUGCCCAACUGCGGCUUCGUGCUCGGAUACGCCGACGCAGCGUGGACGUUGGGGGCUGAUGCAACCGCGCAGCUGAUUACUCGGAUCAUCAAACAGAUGUGGCGGGAGGGUGUCGUGGAGGUGCGGCCUUACAUGACGGAAGAGGAUCGGAGGAGCGUGAGACAACGACAGCUGUUUCGGUUGGGCAGUACGUAUAUCACGAUGGGGGAGAGUGCGUUGCCCAAGGCUGGGGAUCGCGGGCAGUGGAAUGGGAGGAGCUUUUAUCUAAAGGAUAUGGCCAUGGCGUGGUUUGGGGAUGUGAGGAAGGGGAUGGUAUGGGUGAAGGGUGUGUAG